UGUUAGAGAAAAUAUCAGCGCUAUUCUGAUCCUCUCAAGAAUGUAACUUCUGCAAUUAUUCAAGCGGUGCGUGUUAAAGUCAAAAUAUUUAGAUAAAAACAAAAGCGUUUUCCUUGUUUUCUUAUUUUAAACACACUCGACGUGUUUUCCCGGCUUUUUGCUUUCAGGUUUCUCUGCUCUCUUUUUACGACAAAUCGUUUUUCUUAAAAUUUAUGAUAUAUUUUUUCAUCAAGAAACUACUAUUUAAAAAAGACACCGCUAAAUCUAAAUUUAAACACACUGAAGCCUGCUUGAUCUAUGUUUAAAGACAAGGGAUCGAAUAGCUCUUUAUCUUUGCUUGCAAGUUCAAUACAGUUUUAUUUUGGCGCUUUUCUUGUUUACCAAAACAAUCAAACUAGAAAGCAAUCAAAAUAUUUUUAGUCGUUUUCUGAACUUCCGUUUUGAUGUACAGAAGAUUUUUGUUUGUUUUUAUCUGAUCCGGAAACGUAACAAGACAUAGGUCAGUUGUUUUUCAGACAGAUUCGUGAGACAGCUGUAAUAUCCUUUUAAAUUUUGAUUUACUUGCUUUCACCAUUUAUUAUCUUAUCCGUCUAAUCACAGAAAAAAGUAUUAAUAACGGCAUCGGAUAGUAUUAACUGUGACCAAAUUGGUUUAAUUUUUUUUUGCCUUACUUUCAAUUUAUCGAAUACUUGAAUCAAUUAGUUAAUUUAGUUGAUCACAACCAGGAAAAUAAUCUCUAAUUUUUAGUUUCGUUAUGCUGUAAGCUCCCAAGUUUCGAGCUAUCGACUCUGGGUGCUUGUGAAGUGUGAUGCGGUAUUUUGGCUUUUCCGCUUAACUUGAAGCAUUAAGUUUGUUUGGACUAUUAUAUUAAAGAGGUCUUCAUGUUUGCUCGAAGUUUGAUCACAUUACAUAUUGUUUGUUACUCUUUAUUGUGUCAAUCAGAACCUCCAUACAUUUUAAGAGUAAGCCAACCAACCGUAAGUGGGUAUGAUGUCUACAUUUUAUAGUCUAAACUGGAAGCAGCGAACCAGUUCUAACUGGCUUUUACUUAGCCCCGCCUUAAUUUGAUUAACCAGUUACUGAAAGGUUCUCUUCCUAGAAUCGCUAAAAAGCCAGAAAUUUAUUGGAAUUUGCCUUUCAAGUGUCCAAAAAAGGAUAGAGCGGAAUUUAAAUUGUUUUCUGAUCUCUGAUUACAAGCUGUGUCAAAAAACUCAUUUGAGUUCCAAUGUAUUUUAUGGCUAUUUCGUUUACCUGAGGAGUUAAAAAUCAACAAAUCGCCCUGUCCGAAGGAAACCUGAGAAAAAAGAAGAAGAAGCCAUAUAUUGUUCAUUUUAUUGUAGCUACGCCCUGAUACCUGAUUUAAAUUGGUUCUUGUGCCAAUAUUUGUCAUCCCCUGGGAGUAUAAACGGCAGCGAACCGAACAUUGCUUGUCUAACGAUUGAAAAGCAUUCGAGAGCAGUUGGGCUACGGCUGAUUCAUGAUAAAUGCACCAUCUGAAAGAGACAUUUGUACUUUUAAAUAGCCCUGAUUCUUAUUUCCUUCGCCCACGCUAGAAAACGCAUGUUACACUUGCGAGCUGAUAUUCAGUAUCUCACGAAGUAACUAUUUUAUUUUCUCUGUUAUUUUUUACUUCUAAAAUUACUCAACAAGACCAAAUAAUUGGGGAUCAAAACUGACAUUGAAGCCAGAAGCUUUCGUGGCAAAAGUACCUGGAUAACUUGGUAAUGAUCCUGAAUGGGCGCAAAUAAAUUAAUAUGGGAAGAAUUUCUGAAAUUGAGGGCAGAAGAAGCACAGGAAAGGGAAAAGCAUUCAAAAUACUACGAACGUGCUGAAGAUGCUGCUGUUGCUUACAAAUUUAUUCUAUCAAAGCAUGCCAAAUACAGAAGACAUGGAGGAGGUGCUUUGUCACAUGGAUUCAGGUGCCGCAGUUCUUUUGGCGGAUCAUAUAUGGGAAUAUCUUGCAGUACCAUACGAGACCGGUCACAAUACAGCAGUCGCAGAGGCACGCUGCUCGAUCUGGGGAACUUCGCGUUAAAUCAUUGCUCAACAGACGACAAUGACACCGAAUUGUUGUCGGUGGGAACGGGUGACUCAGAUAACAGCCAGGGAGGACACUUUGACGACAGGAGUCUUUCGCAAUCUCCUGUGAAUCUACUGCCUCACCUAGCCAUGAGUGACCCUAAUUGUGGCAUGUUGAAGAUCCAAUACAAUCUCCACGUCAACUAUGACAUCAUCAAUAUCGGAUACACUAUUCUGCUCUCAUUUAGGAGCAGGAAAGCGGGAUCUUUUGAGGAACACAGGCCUUCUUUGGUGACAUCAUUGGACUCCGCAACUGACAUUCUAACAGCCUCAAAAUCUUAUAUAUCUGGAGGAGUGCUGGACAUUCGGCGGUACGAGUUAAUUGAAGUUUGGUUCCACUGGGGAAACGAUGAUUCAAGAGGAUCGGAACACACUGUCAACUUCAAAGCAUACCCAAUGGAGGUGCAAUUAAUCCAUUGGAACAGCGAUGAGUUCCCGACAUACGAGGAAGCACUGGGCUGUAAAGAUGGAGUUGUAAUCACAAGUAUUUUUGUACAGAUAGGCAGAGAAAACCACGGCUUCAAUUCAUUCCUGGAAUUUUUAGAAGACAUUCAUUUCAUGAUGAGAAGCAAGACGGUGAGUGAGCCGCAUUGGCUGAAUCCGAACUGCUUCUUGCCCUCUGGAGAUCUGAGGGACUACUGGUCCUACAUAGGAUCCACCACUUUUCCCCCAAUUUCAGAAGAGGUCACGUGGAUAGUGUACAGAUACCCCCUUACGAUGUCCCCAAAUCAGAUGGCACAGUUCCGAACACUACGUGCAUUCACGCGCGAAGAUCUUCCUGGCUUCACAGAGGGACAAAUGUGCGACAACUUCAGACCCUGCCAACUGUUGGGCGACCGAAUCGUCAAAUCUUCAUUUGCCUGAAUGACUUAAUCUCUGCUACUUUACCUUCUCUGCCUAAAUUAUAGUUCAAGUGCCGAAUAUGAAACACCGAAUUAACUCAUAAUUUAAAUUAUUUGUAUUUGAUCAAAGAAUAAUAGUAU
This is a messenger RNA of Symsagittifera roscoffensis, 3062 nucleotides long. Its product is annotated as carbonic anhydrase-related protein-like. The record is from RefSeq and is a predicted model, not a curated record. NCBI's taxonomy places the organism in Eukaryota, Metazoa, Xenacoelomorpha, Acoela, Convolutidae. Gene Ontology annotation, molecular function: zinc ion binding; carbonate dehydratase activity. The transcript is spliced from 10 exons. Bases 1735 to 2943 code for a protein of 402 amino acids.